This is a messenger RNA of Micropterus dolomieu (smallmouth bass), 1628 nucleotides long. It is a transcript of the gene ved, whose product is annotated as ventrally expressed dharma/bozozok antagonist. The record is from RefSeq and is a predicted model, not a curated record. The transcript is spliced from 4 exons. Gene Ontology annotation, cellular component: nucleus. The coding region runs from base 356 to 1249 and encodes 297 amino acids. Lineage: Eukaryota; Metazoa; Chordata; Actinopteri; Centrarchiformes; Centrarchidae. Gene Ontology annotation, biological process: neuron projection morphogenesis; central nervous system development; endocrine pancreas development. Gene Ontology annotation, molecular function: sequence-specific double-stranded DNA binding.
UUCACCUUUUAAACACUCUUUACUCUUCAGGCAUCGUCUUAUUCUUUACAGUACAAACUCAGCUGUAAGUGUGACUUCUCAUUUUGUGAAUAUAACUAAAUAUAAAGCUCACACUAAUCCAGAAUAUGAGGAAAACUGUGCAAGCAACCUACUAAGAAGGUAUAAAUCUUUAGUUAUAAUCACUCAAAAUAUUAUUAUAGAACUGUUUAAGGCUGGAAAAAAAAUGUUUUUGUACUAUGUGUCACUGUGUGUUUUAUUUCUGUCUUUACAACAAAGGGUUCUGUUUGUUGCUGCUUUAUCUUUGAAUGGUGAUCAACUUGAGCGUCUUCAGGAGAAUCAGCUGUAAAUAAAAACAAUGCAGAGGAGUUGGUGGUCGUGUCUUGUGAUCCCUGCGGCCAGACAGACAAAACUUCGCCACUCGGCAGCCAUGAGAGGACAUUUUUCUAUUGAAUGGAUGGCCCAGAGCAGCCAGCAGCCAGCAGGGACAGAGAGCGUCUCUGCCUGCGGGACACAUUCAGAGAGUCUGCCGGGUUUUUACUGCAGGCAGAAGUCUGAACAUUUACCCGAGCAGCAAGAAAACAGGAGCCCGGGCCUAGAUGCUUUCACUCUCCAGCACCAAACCUCUCACAGUAAUCAAGUGGCUGAUGUAGGUUUCAGCAGCGGGACGGAGGAGGAGACCUCCGGGUACGAGAGCGAAGGGGGCCACUGCCUCUCCCCCUCGGCCCCAGCUGAGUGCACCUCCACCUCACCGGCGUCCCCUCCGUCAGGGAGGAGACCCCGGACGGCCUUCACAGCGGAGCAGAUCAGCAGCAUGGAGAGGGCCUUCAAGAGGAACGCUUAUCUGGGAACGCAAGACAAGGCCGAGCUCUGCAAGAAGCUCAACCUGUCUGACAAACAGAUCAGAAACUGGUUCCAGAACAGGCGGAUGAAGCUGAAGAGGUCGGUGCAGGACGCCCUGGCUCACGCCUGCCAGGCAAACGUUGCCUCUCAGUUGAUGCAUUAUCCCGAGCUGCAGGCCUACAGACCGGGGCCCUACCCGAGGUAUCACUCAGCAGUAGCGGCACAGGAGGGCCCGGCUGCUUCCUCCUACGUCCACCCACACAGCCUGCAGUACAGCUCUCCCCUGCCCAGCCACCCCACACUGCCCCUGGACUCUUUCUACCAGUACAACAGCCUCCCAGGAGUCAUGCUGCCCUCUGCCACGACUCAACUCAUGGGAUCCUACCCGGCUUAUCAUCAGUAUUACUGAUAGCGUCCUUCAAUCACCACCUGACGGGCCUGUGCAUCUACUCUGAUCUUUACUGUGAUGUCUGUGACACAAAAUGAGAUUGUAUUGAUUAUAUUUUUUCAUAAAAAUGUCGUCUUGUUAUCCUAAUAGGAUCAAUGCUAAUAGAAACAGAUGGUUUAUAAAGGAACACGGCACGAUUACUGCUGUGAAGCUCGAGUGCUAACUUUUAUUCAAACAGGGGGGGUGUGCAAUAUUGUGAUUUGCUUGUGUAGCUCUGCUUGUAACUGUUGUAUAGUUUUGGAUAUAUUUAAAUUUGAAUCUAUCAAGUUGUUUUAUUUGAUUUGUGUUAUUAUGUAAUUGUGAAAUCUUAUCACUAAAAUAAAAAUCACUAUUAAAACGU